CUUCCGUCCAUUGGGAUGCAGUGGAAUCGACUCCACGGCAGUCAUAGCCCUGGGGGGGGGGCGGGGGCGGGGAGCAAGCUCAGGACCCCGAGCUGCUGGCCGCAAACCUUUGGCGCCAAACUGGCAGCUGGAGACAGUGGGUGGAGAGAGAUCACAGGGCCUAGGACAAGGAAGGCAAAUAGGGACCCGCAGCCUGCGAUUGGUGGCCCCUCACCCAGUGCUGCUGAGAAGGUGAGCUCCCUGGGCAAGGACUGGCACAAGUUCUGUCUCAAGUGUGAGCGCUGUAACAAGACGCUGACCCCCGGGGGCCACGCUGAGCAUGAUGGGAAGCCUUUCUGCCACAAGCCCUGCUAUGCCACGUUGUUUGGACCCAAAGGCGUGAACAUAGGGGGCGCUGGCUCCUACAUCUAUGAGAAGCCUCUGACUGAGGGCCCUCAGGUCACCGGCCCCAUCGAGGUCCCUGUGGCGCGAACCGAGGAGCAGCGGAAGGCCAGCGGACCCCCCAAGGGUCCCAGCAAAGCCUCUAGUGUCACCACGUUCACUGGGGAGCCCAACAUGUGUCCUCGAUGCAACAAGAGGGUGUACUUCGCUGAGAAGGUGACCUCUCUGGGCAAGGACUGGCACCGGCCCUGCCUGCGCUGUGAGCGCUGCUCCAAGACGCUGACCCCGGGCGGGCACGCCGAGCAUGACGGCCAGCCCUACUGCCACAAGCCCUGCUAUGGAAUUCUCUUUGGACCCAAGGGAGUGAAUACCGGUGCUGUGGGCAGCUACAUCUAUGACAAGGACCCUGAAGGCACAGUUCAGCCUUAGGUCUGCAGAUGCCUGUCCUCAGGGUCCCCUGCUUGACCCUGAGGGAGAUGACCUGCUGCCUAGCCCUGCCUGCAAACCCCGGGGCCUGAGUGCCUGAGGAGGAAGCCUGCUGGGUAGUGUCCAGAACAGCCCGUGAUUUCAACCCUUUUUUUUUUUGUCACUUCGGCAUGUUCUGUGACACCCACUGCCCUCUCUGUCCCUGUGUCCCCAUGUCCCCCGGGAGCUCUCCGAGGUGGCUGUCCUAUGAUAUCCCUGAUGCCCACCAGUAUUAUUUAUGCUCUGCUUGCCGGUGAUGGCCGUGAGCUCACAGCAUUCCCGGGGUGGCAGCACCCUUGCAAGGAGCCCUUUGCUGGUUCCCGCACUACUCCCUACCCGCCCCUCACCUGGUUCACAGCUACGGAGACUUUUGCUGUCAAUAAAUGGUUUGAGGAUUGCAA
Mesocricetus auratus (golden hamster) is the source of this 1247-nucleotide messenger RNA. Its product is annotated as cysteine-rich protein 2. The record is from RefSeq and is a predicted model, not a curated record. The coding region runs from base 16 to 810 and encodes 264 amino acids. Lineage: Eukaryota; Metazoa; Chordata; Mammalia; Rodentia; Cricetidae. The transcript has 7 exons.